Messenger RNA from Acaulospora colombiana, 339 nucleotides. The record is from the annotation of a GenBank genome assembly. NCBI's taxonomy places the organism in Eukaryota, Fungi, Glomeromycota, Glomeromycetes, Diversisporales, Acaulosporaceae.
AUGAUCGAAACAUCGACUCCUACUCCUCUCGUGGAACCUUCAACAAUGGGAAAGGUCCGCGUAAGAACUGACAAGUUGGCCAAGGCAAAAGAGAAGGGGCAGUCUUUUGUUGAAACUGAUGCGCACGCACAAGGAAGGGAAGCAAAUCUGGGACCGAAAACCUCUUCGCCCACAAAAAUCGACAGGAGGCAGAAGAAAAAGAAGAAGAUCUUGGCAUCUCUGAAGAAGCAUCAUGAGAGUGUCAGCAAGGACGAUGGGGGAGGAAAGUCCGAGAGAGAUUAUGUCGAUAUCUUCUCAGGGAAGAAGAUGUAUAAACCUGCAAUCGAAAAAGGAAGAUGA